UAGAAAAUGUUCUGUUAGAUCAUAUACAUAUCUGACUUAAUUAUUUAGAUGGUCGUAAUCGUGUAUCGAUUGGAUUAUCACUUUUUAAAAAAAAAAUUAAUUUUAUACACAAAUUAGUUAAUGUCUAUUAAUCAAGUUUUUAUGAUUAGUUUUUCACAAACUUUAAGAGUGUGAUGAAGUCACAAAAGAUAAAGAUAAAAUCAAUUUAGAAGUACUUUUUGUAUUUUUUAUUUAUUUUAAAAAAUUAAAUAAAUAUUUAAAUUUUUUAUUUUUUAAAUAAGUGUGUUUUGAUUUAAUUUUUUUUAGAACAAACAGAAUUGAGGCGUUCUCCCUGCACCUCACCACCCUCAUCCUGCACCUCCAAAAAAAAAAUAUAAUUCCAAAAGUGCCCUUUUACCAGUUAACGAGGAGAGAGGAGAGAGAGAAAAAAAAAUUUAAUUAAAAAGAUUAUAAAAUUUGAAAAGCAGUCAUCUUCUUCCCCUCCCCUGCCACAAUUCACUCUGCCGCAUUUCACAAACCCUAGAUCUACACUCCUCCUUCCUCCCUCUUUUUCUCUCCGUCCUUUCGUCUGUCUGUGUCUCUGUGUCUCUGCCAUCCGCUCCGCUGCUCUGCUCGGGUUCGUGGCUGGUGUCCAGAUAUGGUUAAAACUAGAGGUGGAUAUCAUGGUGAGGCUUCAUCCUCUCAUAGUGAGCCAUCAGAUGAAAGAAGACGACCUACGGCAUCUGCUCGUAGAAGACGAGUAGAAGAAUAUCGCGCGGACGUUAUUCAUGAGCAUGAUAAUGAGGAGCAGGAAGAGUUAUUACAGCAUGGACAUAGUCAGGAUGAUUACGUUGAAGAGGAGGAUAUUCAGCAGCAGCAUGACUGUAAUCAACAAGAACAUGAAGGUGAAGGUGAAGAUGAAGAUGAAGACCAAGCUGAAGAUGAUGGAUUCCCAGGAGGUCCACAUGACACCUCCUUACUUACUCACUAUACCCAGCAUGUUGCAUUUGCCAUAUGGCAAGGCCGGGAUCGAAGGGGGAUAAAGGUUGUCACCCAUGACAAAAAAUUGAAGCAUUUUGGAAUGGCAAAAAAUAACAUAAAACAAUAAAUUUAAAUUAUAAAUAAUAACAUAAUAACAAAAACAUUAAAAAAUUAACAUAAAACAAUAAAUUUAAAUUAUAAAUAAUAACAUAAUAACAAAAACAUUAAAAAAAAAUCAAAAAAACAUGUAAAAAAAACUGCAGCAAUUUCACUAAAAAAACCAUGCAUAACCGCACUUCGAAGUGCGGCGACAACAUGAAAACGCACUUCGAAGUGCGACACCUACAAAUUUCUAAACGCACUUCGAAGUGCGGCCUAAACCCUAUUACUACCCACACCAACACCUCACUCAGAACUCACUGUCUUCUUCCUCUCCCUCACGCUCACAUAAAAAAAUCUCCCAAAACCUAGACCACCACCCCCACCCCAGCAUUGUAUAAUUACAAAAACAUUAAAUAAAAAAUUUGCAUAAACCAUAAACAAGAAAAAAUUAAACAAAACAUGAAAAAAAAAAUAAAAAAACCACAACGCACUUCAAAGUGCGUC
Molecule: messenger RNA, 1566 nt
Organism: Vigna angularis (adzuki bean)
Lineage: Eukaryota; Viridiplantae; Streptophyta; Magnoliopsida; Fabales; Fabaceae
Exons: 3
Coding region: 638-1087 (149 amino acids)
Source: RefSeq, a predicted model, not a curated record